This is a messenger RNA of Dama dama (fallow deer), 1507 nucleotides long. RefSeq names its product lysosomal associated membrane protein family member 5 (gene LAMP5). The record is from RefSeq and is a predicted model, not a curated record. The transcript has 6 exons. The coding region runs from base 59 to 901 and encodes 280 amino acids. Gene Ontology annotation, cellular component: membrane. Lineage: Eukaryota; Metazoa; Chordata; Mammalia; Artiodactyla; Cervidae.
UCCCUCUCGGGCGGCCUCUGCAGCAGCACCCGCUGGCCUUAUUCGCGGCCCCUGGAGCAUGGAUCUCCGCAGAAGAGCCCUUCUCGGCGUGAAUGGGCUUCGAGUUCUCCUGAUGCUGUUCCAUACAGUGGCUCGAAUCACGGCAGAACAAGAAGUGGAAAAUCUCUCAGGCCUUUCCACUAACCCUGAAAAAGAUAUAUUUGUGGUGCGGGAAAAUGGGACGACGUGUCUCAUGGCAGAGUUUGCAGCCAAAUUUAUUGUCCCUUAUGAUGUGUGGGCCAGCAAUUACGUGGAUCUGAUCACGGAGCAAGCGGAUAUCUCAUUGACCCGGGGAGCCGAGGUGAAGGGCCACUGUGGCCACGACGAGUCGGAGCUGCAGGUGUUCUGGGUGGACCGCGCGUACGCACUCAAAAUGCUGUUUGUAAAGGAAAGUCACAACACGUCCAAGGGACCCGAGGCAACGUGGAAGCUGAGCAAAGUCCAGUUUGUCUACGACUCCUCAGAGAAGACCCACUUUAAAGACGCGGUCAGUGCUGGGAAGCACACAGCCAACUCGCAUCACCUCUCUGCCUUGGUCACCCCAGCCGGGAAGUCCUAUGAAUGUCAAGCUCAGCAGACCAUCUCACUAGCCUCCAGCGACCCACAGAAGACAGUCACCAUGAUCCUGUCCGCAGUCCACAUCCAGCCCUUUGACAUCGUCUCUGACUUUGUCUUCAGUGAAGAGCAUAAAUGCCCAGUGGAUGAGCGGGAGCAGUUGGAGGAAACCUUGCCGCUGAUUUUGGGGCUCAUCCUGGGCCUCGUCAUUGUGGUCACGCUGGUGAUUUACCACAUCCACCACAAGAUGACUGCCAACCAGGUCCAGAUCCCUAGGGACCGGUCCCAAUAUAAGCACAUGGGCUAGAGGCCGCUGGGCAGACAGCCCGCAGCCGAUCCAGCCGGGGAAACAGCGGCACUUCCCGCCUGCACGGGGGAUACACCAACAUAGCUCCAGGCACACUGACUCGGGUACGCAAGGCUUGCUUGGCCUGCAUCCACGCUCACACCUGGGAUGGGGGGUUCUUCUGGACUCAUGGGGUGAAUGACGUAGCCCUUCCAUGCUGAGAAGUGGGAAGGGUAGGGUCAGCCAGCUUUCAUGCUCAUGGUGGCUUGGCUUUGACUCUCCAAGGAGCAACACAUACAACUCGGAGGAAUAUCUGGCUCUGAAGUGUAAGGAUUGGAACCACAGUUCUUUUGGAAAGACACCCCUUAAAGUUCAAGAGGAACAUUGGAUGCUUUGCUCCCUUGAACACAGAUGGCUUAUCCUAUACUAUCGUCAGCACACACAAAAUACAGCCUCAUGCUCCCUGCAGCAAGACCCCUGAAUGUGACCCAUGCUUCUGGCUGGCGUUCUGCAUGUCUCGUGAUUGUCUCGGGAAUGUUUCACUGCUCCCUGCACCCAGCGAAUUCACAGCACAAGAGUCUGUUUAAUGUAACUAUGCAGAGUGGUUUGGACUUUGUAAUAUGUCAG